AUUAUUUUAAUUUACAGCAUGAAAACUAUAAAAUUAUUAUAUUUGGCAUAAUUAUACAAACAUUUAAAUAUGUGAGUAACAUUAAAAAUAUAUAAUAAUUAUAUAAAACAAAUAUCUAUAUAUAUAAAUGUGAAAAUAUAUACCCGCACGGUUGUGCGGGUGGAAAUCUAGUAAUCUAUUAAAAGAAGAGUACAAAAUAAAAAUACCCAUUAGUUUUGUAAGUUAUUUACACUCCAAUGCCACUGAUAUAUUUAAUGAACCUAUUUUUAAGUUUCUUUUGUCUUUUACAGAUUAAUUAAUGUAUGUCAUAAAUCUAUUUUAAACAGAAAAAGGUCUAAAGCUUAAAAUUAACUCCACAAAAUAUUCCUAAUAUCAAGGACUUUCCAAAUUUAAGGUAUCCCUAAUUUAUUGCUAUCCAAUUAACUAAAAUAAAUCAAUAUUUUGUAUACAAUCUAUAUUCUUGACUAAUCAUAUAGUAGAUAACAAUAAAAUAUUAGAAAACCUAAAAUAAAAAUGAACAACAAAUUUUUUUCAUAUAUAUAUAUAUAUUAUCCCAUAUAUAAAAUAAUAUCAACUUAUCAGUUACAAUCAUUAAUAGAAUAUUUAAGACACAUAUAUUCUUUUUAUAAAACUACUUCAUAAUAGAAAAAUUAAAUGUUCUAUUACAAAAUCAUAAUAUAAAAUCUUAACUAACCAAAUAUGAUAUAAUCUAAAAUAUUUUAAAUUAAUGUGGAAUAUUUUAUCGUAAAAUAUUUUAUAAAUUAAAAAUGUUUUAAAUUAGUGUGAAAUAUUUUGUCUUAAAAAUAGCAUCCAAUACCUAACUAUUUAUUCCUAAGAACUAAAAAUGUUUAAAACACAUGUAAAUAGUCAAUUAACAUCACCAACUGGAAAAUUAUUAUGUAAAAAUAAAAAAUACUUAUAAAUAUGUACUUUAUGCAUAAUUAUAUCAUUGAUUCUAUUGAAAAGAAAAUAUAACAAAACAAAUAUAUAUAUAUAUAUAUAUAUACAUAUAAUUGGCAAAUAUUAUUGUUGUUGAAAACACAAUAAAAUUAUUGUUGAUCUCUCUUAUCAAACUGUGUGUUUAAAAAGUAAAUAUUAAAUAUUUAUGAAAUAUUGGUAAGUUUUAAUAUAAUAUAUAUAUAUAUAUAUUAUUUUAUCUUUUAAAAUUUAUUUUGGACAAUAUAAAAGUAAAAAAAAAUAUCCGCACGCCUAUGCGGAUCAAAAUCUAGUUUCAAUUAUAAAUAUUUAUUUUAGGUUUUUAUUUUGAUAUUUUUGUAUUCAAGAUUGAGCUUAAGUUUGGUAUGAAGUUUCAUAAGUUUAUGCUCUUUAUUUUAUUUUUUAGACAUGGGUUCAGAUUUAGACGAAACAAAAAUAAUCUAAAACAGCCUAAAACAAAACCCAUUCAGAUAUGUAUGUAGAAUUUUGAAGUUCGUUUUUUUUGUCGACCUCUAAAAUUUAUAAGACUGACUGACUUGUCGUUUUAUCAAAAACUAAAAAGAAAUAAAACACCAAUAAAUGGAAACGCUAUUCGUUCUUCCCUUUUUCUUGGGAAAUCGCAAUCAGGAAAAGGAAACCUUUCACCCCAAGUCUCAUUGUCCUUUACAAUUUAUGAUCUUUUGGUUGGCAACAAACCAGUUUAAUCCCUUUACUCCUGUCUAGUAAGAUUCUUUAAUCUUGUGUCCAAAUUGAAUCGAAAACUUAUCAAAGUUUAUUAAUUGACCUGAAACUACUUUAUAUUUCUUUAAAAUUUUGAGGAUAGUGUGAUUCUUCUUUUUGAAUUUUACAUAAGAAGAGACUAUCAUCUGCAAAAAGUAAAUAGGAUAUCGAUGGACAUGCUCUGGCUACCUUAAUAACCGUUAAUUGUCUUCCUCUCUUCGUCUUCUUAAUAUUUGCAAUCAAAACCUCAAUACACAUAAUAAAUAAAUAGAGAGAUAAUUGAUUUCUUUGACGAAAACCCUAUGUAACACAAUGAGGCCUUGUGGUUGGCCAUUUAGUAGAACCCGAUAUUGGACCGAUGAUAUACACUCCAUCAUUAGUUUAAUCCAAUGAUAAUGAAAACCCAUCUUCUGUAGUAAUACUUUAAUAAAAUCUCAUUCUACCCUAUUAUACGUUUUACUCAUGUCUGUUUUAACUGUCAUAUACUUUCCUUGACACGCUUUAUUAGUCCGUAAUCCAUGAAACAUUUCCUGGGCUAUAAGAAUAUUAUCAUAGAUCAAUCGUCCUGCCACAAGUGCCGAUUGAAUUUCUGAUACGAGGGAGGGUAUGCAUAUUUCCAAUCGUUGACACAAAACAUUCGAAAUAAUUUUAUACCCUACGUUACAUAGGCUGAUUGGCCGCAUUUCCGUUAUCUUUGUAUGCCUCUCCAUCUUUGGAAUCAUACAUAUAUUAGUAAUAUUUAACCUUGAAUCAAUUUCUCUAGAAACUAGAAAAUUAUUCACCAUUUCAACCAAAUCACUCUUAAUAAUAUGCCAUGAAUGUUAAAAAAAGAAAGUUGUCAUGCCAUCCGGUCCUGACGCUUUCUCUGGGUGCAUCAUAAACAGAACCUCUCUCACCUCGUCCUCGAUCGCUAUCUUCAAUAAUCGUUGAUUCAUCUGAGAAAUAAUAUCUGGUAUUGUUAUCUCUGAGAGGAACCUGUCAAACUUCGGUGGAAAAGUGAUGCUAAAUAGUUCUUUAAAAUAGUUUAUUACCACUUUUUUUACUCUAUUAUUCUCUGUAAUCCAAUUUUCUGUGGCAUUAUGUAGCCCAACGAACCAGUUUAAUAUUUGUCUUACCUCUAAAAUUUAUAAGACUCACUGACUUGUCGUUUUAUCAAAAACUAAAAAGAAAUAAAACACCAAUAAAUGGAAACGCUAUUCGUUCUUCCCUUUUUCUUGGGAAAUCGCAAUCAGGAAAAGGAAACCUUUCACCCCAAGUCUCCUUGUCCUUUGGUUGGCAACAAACCAGUUUAACCUCUCUCUAUAUAUACAUUCAGAGCUAUGGAUGGGAGCCUAAUAAAUCACAAUUUCAUCAACCUCUCACACACGAAUCUUUUUUCUCUGCUCCGAUCGUUCCAAAAAUAAUUAAUUUCUAAAAAAAAUUUCCCAAAGGUUCCGAUGAACGAAGACUUGAUUCUUGAUAUCAUGUCAUGUUGUCCUGCAACGGAGAUUUCAAAAUUCCGUCUACUAAACAAAGCAUGCAACAAACGAUCUUAUGAGUUCCACUUCAUCAAUCACCAUCUCCAUAAAACCAACUCUGUUUUAGGCUAUUUUAUUCAAGAUCAUAAAAAGCAUCGCCGCCCAGGAUUUGUUGUCUUCGGUGGUGCCGAAGAAGAAGCUCCUGAAAAACCAAGAAUCUCCCUCGAGUUUCUUCCUUCCAGAGGUGUAAAGAUCGAAGCGUGUGAUGCACAUCAUGGGAUUUUUUUAUGUGUUGAUGAUAAAUUUAAAGGAGGGAGAAGAAUACCAGAUUACAUUGUUUGUAAACCGACUACAAAACAAUACCGGAUCAUACCAAACCCGAAGACCCGGUAUUUUACUAUUGCAAUUGGUUUGAUGGUGAUUCAGUCGAACCCGUUUCGUUAUAAGAUCGUUAGGGUUUCUGAACCACUACCGUGGGAAAGAAGGAAGACUAGUGAGGGUUUCUAUAAUCUCAACUGUGAGGUUUUUGAUUCUGAUACUUAUGCGUGGAAGCGAUUGAAUGAUUUAGAACUACCAAGUGGCGAGUUUCUCCGGAGAUCAGAAAAGCCAGAAUCAUCGUACGGUUUCUUGCAUUGGUUAACUGGGAAAAACAAUGUGAUUCAGUUUUGUAUGCAAACCGAAACUUGGUCUUUCUUUCCGUUGCCGGAAGAUGUAAUGAGCGAUGGUUCUUCUCUAGACUUGGUCAGCUACGAAGGAAAGUUAGCUGUACUUUGUUCGAAUUCGAAUUCGAGAUGGUAUGAUUUAUGGGUUUUAGACAACAGUUCAGGAAAAUCGUGGGCUAAUGUAAAAGAUGUGCAAGUUACAGAUUUAGAAGACAAAUAUGCAAAACCCCUAUGGUUUCUGAGUAACGACGUCAUAUUAGUGGCAGGUUUCGCUCGCCUUGGUCUCUACAACACGAAUAGCAACAAGUUUCAGUAUUUGCAAAAGACGACUCAAGAAUGCUUGCCUUAUUAUUUGCCUAGAGAUGUUUGUUUCCCUUUUUAUUCCAAUUUUGAAAGUAUUUGUCUAAAUGAAGAUCAGAUCACACUGGAAGAUCAAAGACAAAACCAAAGAUGAAAGAAAAUUAUUAGUUAUGUAAAAUUUCAUCUUAUUCCAAAACAUAUUAAAUUGUUGUCACAUGGUUCUAUAUCCUCUUCUUUUUGUACGUCGGAUAUUGUACACUUUGAAUCCAACAAACAAAACCCGAAUAAUUUAGUUUUGGUUUCCUAAAAUAUCUCGUACUAAUCAUAGUUAGUACAUUAUUCUUUAUUCUUUUAUAUGCUAGACAUUAUUUAUCUAAAUUUUCAGUGUAGACUUUGAUUGCAUUCACAAUAAUCCUCUUCUCAAGCCAAAUACCGUACAAACCCUUAGCCUCCAACCUUCUGUGAAACCUUUAUUAUACCAUUAGGAUUAACCUAAGCCUUGCUGCACCAUUAAAGAUUCCAGCCUAAUUCUUACAACACCAUUACGAAUUAUCCACCUAAUCUUUGUUUCACUUUUAAGGAGAGACUUUCAACACAAGUUUUUGGCAUCCAUUACUUAUCCAGCAUAAUCCUAGAGAUUGGAAAUACGGUCUGAUCCUUUAUGCAGCCAUGACAACUGCCAGUGCCAAUUUUUCCAUUGAUGGAUAUACAUCGUCUCGGCGUCGGUUAGUGAAGUAGUAUAUCGGGCUUUCUCAUUAUUUUCUUCGCGAAUCAGGACUCUGCUAACGGCAGAUUUCGAGGUCGGUAUGUAGAUGUAUAGGGUUUCGCCUUCUAAGGGGUUUUAAUAAUAUGGGAGGUUCGCUGAUAUAUGCCUUCAGUGUUUUCAGGACACCGCGGUGUCGCACUCGUCGUUCCACCGAAACUUCUUGUUCCCCUUAAGACUUUGUAAAAUGGAAAGCAUUUAUCUGUUGAUCGCAAAAUGAAGAUAUUCAACACACUAUUUUUCGGUGAGUAUUUGGACUUCGCGGGUUGAUCUCGGAGCAGGCGUGUCGAUGAGGUCUCCUACUGUUUCGGGCUUGCUUUGAUUCCUCUUUCUGUUAAGAGAUAUCCAAGGAACUCGCCUGAUGCGACUCUGAAAGAGCAUUUGGUCGGGUUCAAUUUAAUUCAUAAUUUAUUCAAGAUGUUGAAAAACUCUUGUAGUUGGGAAAUGUGAUCUUUGGCUUUGAAUUAUUUUACUAGCAUAUCAUCGAUGUAGACUUACAUGGUGUUGCCCAGCUGCUUGGAGAACAUCUGAUUUACGAGCCCCUAGUAGGUGGCCCCGAUGUAGUUGAGGUAGAAAGGUAUCACUUUAUAAUAGUAGGUUUCGUGAUGUGUGAUAAAUAUCGUUUUUUCUAGGGUUCAUCAUAAUUUGUUUGUAUCCGGAAAAAGCGUCUAUGACCGACAAAAGUUCAUGUCCUGUAGUAGCCUCCACCACCCUGUUUAAGGUUAGUGAAGUCUAUGCACUCUUUCCAUUUUCCAUAUUUUUACCACCAUGGGGUUGGCGAGCCAAUCUGGAAGUUUUUUGAUUUUAUCGCUGAAUGCUUUGGUUUGCUCGGGUCCCAAUUUUUGUCAUUUUUGAUUUAUGGGUUUAAACAUCGGAUCGUGGGAGGUGACUUCAAUGUUAAUUCCUGGCAUGUCUUCUGCCGACCACAAGAACGUAUUGAGGUUAUGUUUAAAAAAAAAGAGGUCGUUCUUGAUUUUGGGGGAGAGAUCUUUUACAAUGCCUACGCAUCUUUCGGGGAAGCAAUUGUCGAGACUAACGGAUCUGGUGAGGCUUUUCCCAGGGUUCAGAUCAAGUCAUUGCAUGCUUUUGGAGAGACCUUUUCUGCGAUCCCGUCCUCGAAUUGUUUCAACUUUAGAUGGAGAGGUGAAGUUCACACAUUUGGGGUAGAUCGAUGGGACGCCUUCAUCUUCCGGAGCUAUGGCCUCCCGAGUACGGCGUCGAAGGGCGUAUGUUGGUCUAUCAUUGCGAACUUGAUCAUGUGAUGGGCGUCGCUAGCUUUGACGACUAACAGGAUCGAACCGACUGGAUGGAUCGUGGCUCCGCCGAAGCUGACAAACGUUGUCGUUCCUGGUGCUAUCCCGGAGUUGGGUAUCCCAUGUUCUUGAACGUUUCGUAAGAAAGGGUGUCGAUGGAAUAUCUGGUAUCGACAAGUAUAUUCGACAUGUGAGCCCCGUCGACCUCCAGUUGGAUGACGAGUGCAUAGUUGUGCGGUUUAUCAAAAUCCAAAGUCUCUUGCUCCCAGAACACAUUUUUUUCCUCAGGAGAUGUCGUUAGAUCUGAUCUCACUGACCCUGUGAACAUCUUCUUAUGGUUUCUACCCAGGGCAUCGCGAUCACAUUGUCUUGAUGUUCCUGGUACGCAAUCAGGUUGCCUAUCCAGUCUUUUGAAACCGGAUUCUCUGGGCAAUCGCUCCAUCGGCCUUUGUGUUGCGGUUCAUCCAUCUAUGUUCCUCUUUAAGAGCCGGUUCGGUAGAGGUUCGAGUGCUGUGUAUGGCAGAUCCAUUUUUGUGCUUCUGAAUCUUAUAUCAGAUCCUCAGCAACAUGUUUUUUCGUUUCCCUUCUCCAUAGACGGAGCCAAAAUGUGGAUCCUAAAACCCACACAAGGUAUUUAGUAAUGAUUAUAUGUGAAUAAGAACUAAAUGAGCAACGAUAACAACGUAAUCUACCUCAGUUCGACGAAAAUUGACUUUUAUAUAUUGAUGUUUAGCACAAAAGGGGUUUACAAGGUAUCAAUGAACAAGAUCGAGUAAGCUUGAAACUGUGAUCUAAAGAUAGGGGGAUCGAGGUCGAAGUGGAUGGGAAUAAUGUCUAUGUCUCAGAAUAUGCCCCCUCUUUUCUCCCACGUUCAACAUUUGUUACCGAAAGAAACAGUUUGGCUUCAUAAGCUAAGUGAACAUUUUCAACUGUAGGGGUGAAAAAAACAAAUGUAAAAAACGAAACUAAAGCCGAAAACCUAAAUAGUAUAGAUCCAAAGAUGAAUCCGCACCAAACUAAAUUAAACAUAAAAAAUUCAAAACUAAGAAUGGUUCUUGUUUUAUGGUAUUUCGAGUUUUUGAUUUUGUUCAAACUCAAAUAAAUACCAAAACAAUUCAAAAGUUUCAAAACCUUUAAAAGUACUAGGGGUGGGCACUUCAGUUAUUUUCUCGGUUCGGUUCGGGUUUGGUUUGGUUAGUUCGGUUCUAGUAUUUUUUCCAGCAGAAAUAAACCAAAGUUAGUUUGGCUUAGUUUGGGUCGGUUUAUAUUCGGUUAUGUUUAUUUUUUGGAUCAGUUUAAUUAGUUUUAAUUUAAUUUUUUAAGAGAAAUUAUGUUUUAAAACAUAAAUUAAAUAAACAUAAACUAUGUGAACUAAAUUCAAUAUAAAACUGAAAAAAAACUUUUAAAAAGUCACAAAAUAUAUAAGAAUUAAAACAAAUAAAAUUUAACUAAAAUAAAAUAAAACCAACAUCAUUAGUAAUGUCUCUUAUAUCAUUAUUAAAAAUCUUGCAAUGAAUCGUCUUCCAGGUGACGCUGUGGAGAAAAAAAAUGUUUUUAAUAAAAUUUGCUUUACGUUUUAGGUUUAGAUUUAACAUCCAUGUUUACAUAUAAUAAUAUAAAAAUACACACUUUUCUAUUUUUUUUUUAAAAUCAAAUAUUUUGAUGAUUGCAUAUUUUACAAAAAUAUAUGUUAAUGAAUGAAAAAUGGAAAAUAAGUGGUUGGUAUUAGAAUUUUAGUAUUAGUAUUAUGAUAUUACUAAUAUUUUUAAUUUAAAUAAUUACAAAAACAAAUCGGUUUAUCGGUUCGGUUCUGUUUACCAACCACUUAUUUUUGGGAAAUUUUUACCUGAAUGGUUUGAAAUAGACUUUGGUUUGAUUUGAAUCGAUUUGACUCGGUUCGGUUUGGUUCUAUUUGACUCAGUUCGGUUUGGUUUUUUUGCCCACCCCUAAAAAAUACAAUACCAAACAUGACCAACCCCAAAUAAGUAUUCAAAACACUCAAAAAUCUCAAUGAAUUCGUAGUAGAAAUAUAUGAAUAAUUGAUUAUACCAUUCAGUCUAAUGAAUACUUUUGACAUGCACUUUUAAGCUUCGAGAUAUUUUGUGUUACAAAUAUUUAAUAAAAAUGCAUCAAAUAUUUUGUUAGAUAUGCUAAAAUGGGCCAGUCUCAUUUUUUUUUUUUACGACAAAAGGCUAAGAAACUAAGAAGAUUCCUGAUCCGAGAACCACCUCGGAGGAACUGAGUCAACAUAAACCAUAGCAGAUGGCGAAGUUCUAGCACCUCGUGCCAGCUUGUCUGCCAGAGUAUUUUGCGCCCUUAGUAUAUGCUGAAUAGUAAAGUUGAGAAAGAAUUCCUUACAUCGCAGAAACUCCUCCAUGUGUGUAGUGAACGCCGACCAUUCUGUCGGUGUAGACACCAUCUUCACCAAUUGAGAACAGUCUGUUGCAAACACCAAGAAGUAGACCAUUGGAUUCGAACUCUCUCUUCAUACCCAUUUAAGAUCUGAAAACUUCAAUCUCUCUUCAUACCCAUUUUAUUUUAGUUUCGAUUAAAGUUGCAUAUUAAAUAUGUGAUAAUUACUUUGGCUAAUUUAGGGUUUUUUUUAACGCUGAUUUAUUAUGAUCUUACAAUUAUGAUAUAUGAAAGAUUACAUAGACGAUUCGACAACCGAUAAUACUACAUGCCUUAUGAAGACCUACGCCUAAUUGCAUCACCUAAGCCAUCCUAUGAAGAUCCACGCCUGGCCAGAUUUACUUGCACCAUGUUGAAGAUCCCUUGUAAGUCUUUCCUCUGUAGUCUCCAUAAUUGUUUAAUAAACCGCUCUCUCCGGGACUUGAAACCUCGAUUUUCUGUAAUCUGCAAUAAAUUGCAUAGUCUAGGAUUCGAACCCCAGACCUGGGUGUAGAAGUCUUUAAACCUUAAUUUAGAGCCUUUUAAACUUAGCUACAACAAUUUUAAUAAAACAAAUUUAAAUUAUUUUAAAAUUUUGAAAAUAUAUUUGAAGUGUAUUUAAUUAGGUAGAACAUUUCGUGAAAUAUGUUUAUAAUAUUUGAUAUUUUGGUACAUUUCCAUUUAGAGUAACAAUUCAAUAUAUUUCACAUAUAUUGUUUGAUUCGAUAUUGGAAAGUAUUAUGGUAGAUAACUAAAAUAUCAAACAUAUAUAUAUUCAAAGUUGUUAGAUAUUUGUUAAGUUUCCUUAAUUUUAGUUAUUCAUAUAUUUUAAUAUAAUUAAAAUAUCUCAUUCAAAAUCAUUAUAAAAUAUCUUGCCACAAUUAUGCCGAUUUUAGGGUGUGUAGUUAUGAAUAUUAAUGUGUUAGACAAAAAUAUUAUAGUGUAUAGUAUUUAAAAAAUAUAUUCAACCUAUAAAUAAUUUGGGUCUAAAGUUGUUUUGUUUUAAAACUAUUGAUAUUUUGUUUUAAUAAUUUGAAGUAUGUUGUAAAAUUCAUGAAUAUAUGUUAUUCUAUAUAUGUAAUUAUUUUAUUUUAUAAUUUAUAAAAUAUUAAAUAAAUAGAUUAAGUUAUUUUAUAUUUAUCCGUUUAUGUACUACUUAAUUAAUUAAUUAUGAAUACGAAUUUGUAUCUAUAUUAUUAAUUGAGAAGUGAAUUUGCUUACUUGUCAUCUUUUACAUGAUUUUAGGAUAAGUCUUUCGUUUAAUUAAUAUUAUUAUUUAAAAUAAUUUUCUCUGUGAUUUUAGGAUAAGUCUUUAGUUUAAUUAAUAUUAUUAUUUAAAAUAAUUUUCUUUGUGAUUUUAGGAUAAGUCAUCAAUUUAAUAUAUAUUAUUAUUUUUAUUUUAAUAUACAGUGAAACCUCUAUAAAUUAAUAAUGUUGGGACUACACCGUAACUAUAGUUAUUUAUUAAUUUAUAGAGAUAUUAAUUUAUCGAUAUACUAAUUGAACCAAAAACUCAAUUUGGACCUAUAAAAUUAUAUUAUUUUAUAGAGAUUUUUAGUGUAUAUUAAUUUAUAGAGUAUUAAUUUAAAAAGGUUAUAUUGUAUAUAAUUAUCAUGAUAUUUAGGUAUUUAAUUAAUAAAUAAAUAUUAACUAUUGGUAUUAAAAAUAUCCACUGAUAAUAUCAUAAUUACGCUUAUCUUAUAUUUAGUUUAUGAUUGUAGUGAUUAAUAUUAUGUUAUGAAUGCUAUAAAUGGUUUUAAUAACCUCUAUAAUAUUAUUUGAAAAGUCAGUUUUCUACGUGUCACACUCGCGUUAACUCUCACAGUGGUUGAUUACGAUGAUACCCUUAAUGAAUCAAAUAUAUAUAAUUACCAUUAUUAAAUAUUUAUUCUAUUUUUUCCUAUUUUUAUUUAGGUUUACUUUUUCUUUAUUUUAUAAAAUAAACAAAAUAGUAAAGAAAAAUUAUAAAUUUAAAAACGAAAAUAUAUUUUAUAUAUGGUGUAAUUCAUAAUAAGUAAAGUUCACAAAAUAAUCUUAGUUUUAAAGUAAAGAAAUAAUCUUCCCUUUUAAAAGAUAAUCCUAAACAACAUAAUAUAUAUUUUAAAAGCUUAAGCAUUUUAUUUAAAUCAAUCUAUUUCUCAAAUUAUCACAAAUAAUUUAAAUAACAUAAAAUAAGAUAUCUUUAAUGAAUAAAAUUUGAUUUAAUCUUUCUUUUUUUAUUUAAGUUUCCUUUUAUAUUUUUCAAAUAACAUAUAGGAUAAAUAAAAUAUUAAUAAAAUUUAAUACGAAUAUCUCUAUAAUAUUAUAUGAGAAGUCACUUUCCUAUGUGUCGCGCUUACGUUAAUUCUUACGACGGUUAAUUACCGAGGUAUCCUUAGUGAAUUAAAAAUUUCACAUUUAAAUACUAUUAUUGAUUUUUAUAUAGUUUUCUUUUAAAAAACUUACAAAUAACAUAUAAAAAGGAAACAUUUAUAAAGUUAAAAACAUGAAUUUAAAAGCGAAAAUUUAUUAUAUAUAAUAUGAUUUCGUUAAAAAGGAAAGUUCACAAAAUAGUAAUACUACAUUUAAAACAUAUUUUAAAUAACAUAAAUAUACUUU
This is a messenger RNA of Brassica rapa (field mustard), 11080 nucleotides long. RefSeq lists its product as uncharacterized. The record is from RefSeq and is a predicted model, not a curated record. NCBI's taxonomy places the organism in Eukaryota, Viridiplantae, Streptophyta, Magnoliopsida, Brassicales, Brassicaceae.